AUCACAUACAAACAGCGAGAGCGUAUAUCUUAUUCAUACAUUUACGAUAUAAAGAGAAAUAUAUAGCUGUCAAAAUUAUCACCACGAUAAUCGACCUAAACUUUUAAGUUAGUGGAAGAGAAGUGUUUGCAACAAAUGUGUGACAAUACGAAUGCUGUUGAUUCCAUGUUUUCAAUAAUUUUGAACGGAAGAACCUUAAAAUAAACGAUUUUGAAAUAAAACACACAAGAAUGGUAUUGAAAACCUAGUUUGCUGGUGGUUUUGGUGAUCGCAUCAACUUAAAAUGGGUGGAAUUAUUUGGUCAGACGUUUUUCCAACGAAAUUAACACUAUGUAUUUUCAUCGGCUACAUGAGUUUAUUCAUCAGCCAAGGGAUUUUAGUUACAGCCUCCCAAGAUGAGUCCAGCAAUUAUCAUUACAACACAAUUUGCGUUGUUUUAAUCACAGAACUGGUAAAGUUAAUAGCAUCGACCGCGUUGUAUUGUAAAAGCAAUUCGGUCACUUUGUUGGUUAAGGAAACAAUUGACAACAAACAUUUGCUAUUGCUGUACUUUAUCCCGUCGCUAUUGUACUGUAUUUACAACAAUUUAACGUUCAAAAACUUAUCAACUUUCGAUCCGACGACUUACUAUUUGUUACUUCAGUUUCGAGUCGUGAUAACAGGAGUCUUAUUUCAGGUGAUUUUCCACAAGAUAUUAACACGACGCCAAUGGUUCUCAUUGAUCCUACUGACACUGGGCUGCAUGGUGAAGCAAUUGAAUUUAAAUGACUUGUUCGGCAAUUCGAUCAACUCAAACAUAUCAUCACUGACAACAGCAAAGCAAAAUCUGACUAUCAGUAAGAAUACGAACAAAAAUACGACCGGCUUUGAUCUCAGCAUAGACGCCAUUUACAUAUUCAUUCAGUUGGUAUGCUCAUGUUUGGCUGGUGUUUAUAAUGAAUAUUUACUGAAAGGCGAAGGUGCGCGCAUCAAUAUCUAUGUGCAAAAUAUAUUCAUGUACGUUGAUUCGAUCGUAUGCAACAUAGUAUUAUUAGUACUUCAGGGGAAUUCGUUGGAAUCCAUUAAUGCGACCAACUUGCAAACGGUUUUCACGUUUAAUGUGAUUAUUAUUAUUUUAAAUAAUGCGGCAAUUGGGAUCGUUACCAGUUUUUUUUUACGCUACUUAAAUUCUAUUCUAAAAACAUUUGCAAGCGCAUUGGAACUACUGUUCACGGCAGUGUUGUGCUAUUUUUUGUUCAAUAUUCCGAUUUAUUUGAAUACAGUCUUCUCGAUAGCGGUCGUUUCGGUCGCUAUCUACCUAUAUUCAUUGAGUCCCGUCGUAAACACAACCCAUGUAGCAAGGGAGCACUCGAAAGAGCACAAAUUUUCACACGAAACCGUUGAAUUACUGAAAGACAAACAUGACAUUGUGUAAUAAUUCGAACAAAAUACAAAAGGUGCAAUAUUAGACAUUUACAAUGAUAAAUGAUUUAUUUGCUGCUAAGUUGUCUAUCUUAUAGUAGACUUGUAUCUGAUUGUGAUCCUGAAGUCUCAAAUUUUCACUUCCAUAUUUUCGUAAAUGUGUCUCAAAAAACCUAUUUAAGUAAUUGAGUCGAAACUGAUUUUUAUUGUUGCAAUGUGCUUGCUGUUUUCAUAAAUUCAGGAAUGGGAAAAGAACGUUGAAUUUAAUAAUAGCAAUCUAAUUUUUAUUGACGAAUAAGUGAAAAAGUCAUCAAUAACCAACGGAAAAGUAGUGUGAUUCCAAAUAAUGUACAUUAGGGUGGUUUUCAUAACUUGGACAAAAGAAAUUGUAGAUUUUAAAUUAAAGAGAAAAGAAUUCUGUAUACAUUAGUGGUGUUCAUACAACGUAGCAAUCGAUAUUCAGACUUCCCGUAGCAAAAAUAGCGUAUACAAUAAAAUUCUAUGAUUUAAA
Sitodiplosis mosellana (orange wheat blossom midge) is the source of this 1912-nucleotide messenger RNA. It is a transcript of the gene senju, whose product is annotated as UDP-galactose transporter senju. The transcript is spliced from 4 exons. Bases 284 to 1414 code for a protein of 376 amino acids. The record is from RefSeq and is a predicted model, not a curated record. Gene Ontology annotation, molecular function: UDP-galactose transmembrane transporter activity. Lineage: Eukaryota; Metazoa; Arthropoda; Insecta; Diptera; Cecidomyiidae. Gene Ontology annotation, biological process: pyrimidine nucleotide-sugar transmembrane transport. Gene Ontology annotation, cellular component: Golgi membrane.